AUGGAAUCGCUUCAACAGCUCUUGGAGGAUGGCAUGUCCAUGUCCAGAGUUAGCAACUAUUCUGAAAAGGAAAAGUUGACGCUCUGCUAUAAAUUGGCCAACUCGAUGCUCUUCCUGUACCCGGGCUCCUGGUUACGGACUGCGUGGAACAGUACCAAAGUCUACUUCAUUCGACGGUCGGGUGUUUCCGCUUUGAAACCGGUCACCUUGGCAUUCCCCUAUCUUUCUGUCGAAAUGCACGAUGUGCAAGAUGCUACUAGCACAUCCAAACAUUACAUGCACAUGCAAGCUCACCCGCAUCCGAGCAUCCUGGCUCUGGGUAUCAUCUUCCUCGAAAUCGCCACAGGAUCUGUGUUCCCCAGAAGCUCUCAAACAACGGCGGACCUCAGCUGGGAACAGUGCAAUGAAGACUUCCUGGAAGCCUGGAAGCAGAUGGAGAAGCUGGAAAUGGAGCGAAAGUACAUACCCUCCGCUCUCCGCAAGGUCAUCAGGGCUUGCAUUGACCUGAAGCCGCCACCAAACAUUCCAUGCUCCAGUCUGGCGGAAGAGGGUCCAAUGCGCCAGUACAUACUAUCAUGCAUCAUUCUUCCGCUGGCAUCAGAGCUGGUGGAUGGUUACAAAAUUCGCUUAGAGGAGUUACACACGUCCUUGGAAAAAGAGCUGAACGGUCUCGGAAAGGUUGAGGAAGCAAACACCAACACUUCCAUCAAGCAAACGCCGGAAAGUUGGAGUCGCAGUCUGGCAACGGUGCCCGAGGUGGAAACAGCGCCGCAGAUUCAGACUGCGGGGAGAUAUGACCUAUGUCUUAUGGCAGAUGGUGAUGAGAGAGAAAUAACAGUCAACGAAGAAGCUGGCAUCGAGCUGAGUUCGGAGCACCGAGAAUUAUACGACUUCGAGCCGAGGAUCAAGUACAAGAGCUGGGUCGACGGACACGCUGACUGCAGAGACGACGUCGGGCAUGGAACCCAUCUAGAAAUCCUCUUGCGGAAGAUUGCGCCAAACGCCGCUAUUCAUAUGGCGAGGGUGUUCAAAAAGAGGCCCAGAGGCGAAGAGUCUGCAAUCAUCAUCUCCCAGGGUGACGAGACCGGGCAGUAA
This is a messenger RNA of Colletotrichum chrysophilum, 1095 nucleotides long. RefSeq lists its product as uncharacterized. Lineage: Eukaryota; Fungi; Ascomycota; Sordariomycetes; Glomerellales; Glomerellaceae. The transcript is spliced from 4 exons. Gene Ontology annotation, biological process: proteolysis. Gene Ontology annotation, molecular function: serine-type endopeptidase activity. The record is from RefSeq and is a predicted model, not a curated record. The coding region runs from base 1 to 1095 and encodes 364 amino acids.